AUGGAAGCUCUGGAAGUGGCUCGUGCUCCUGAGAAUGAACUCAGGAAUGGGAAUUCUCACGCAUCGAUGAACGCUUCGGAUCAUGGUGGUACGACUUCUGCAGCAAUUGCAAGCCGAUCGCAUAAUCCGCGCGACUCAUCGACGACGAAGUCUGAUGGAAACCGAUCGGCUGAUACCUCUCAUGGGAACAAAACGAACUCUAACAAGUUUCGCUGCCGGGUAGCUAUGGCCUGCGUUCAUUGUCGGCAUCGAAAGAUUCGAUGCGACGGUGCUCAGCCGUCCUGCUAUACGUGCACACGGCUGCAGCGCAAGUGUGAGUAUGAGCGUGUUUCCGAACAAGACAACUUGCUCUCACGCGAACGCAAGCGCCUGAGCCGCGAGCGCAAGGCUGCCCGACUUGCUGCGUCGGCAUCUCAAGCUGCCGCCGCUUCGCAGCCCACCCACGGUCAGGCACAGGGACAGCCGCAAGUGCAAGUACCAACUCAGCAGCUGCAUUCUGCUCGCUCCCAACAGACGAAGCACCAAACUAUACCAGCUUCAUCGCUCCCAACGUCUUCUGACGAGAAAAACAUUGUAUCUAUGCCGCAAAUCCAACCGCCUACAUCCAAAUCUACCACAUCACCAUUUUCUUUGUCCAUACCUAGUUUAGGUGUCACGCACACGCCAACUGAGGUGGCACCAGCCCUGAUUCAGCCGCCCAACGAUCCUGCCAUGGCGUCGGCGUGGUCUUCAGGUGCCAAUACGCUUGUUCCAUCCAAGGACCUGAUGCCAUGGGCUAUUCCUCCUUCUCUGACGACCACCGAUGCUGCGACGCUUACAGCGACGAACUCUAUUUCGCCUUCUCUGAGCACCAUCUCUGGCACUCUUCCAAAUGACGCACUGCCUUCCCUACGAUCCACCGCUGACCCUAGCUUGUUAGAGAUGAGUGCGCCACCAUCGGCCUUGUCUGAUGCAUCGCCUUCGUCGCCAACGGGCGGCUUGGCAGAUGCCACGUCUUUAUCGCCUACUGAGCCGCCGUUCGGGAGCGACACAGGAACGACCCUUUCUUCCAUGUCAGCUGGUUCGUUGUCUUCUGAAGCAACGUUGGUUGAUCCUUUGGAACUUAAGACGUCUCUUGAUACUCCCUUGAAGCUGUUUAGUGACCAGCAUCUUCCCAGUUCGAUGGCGGCGGCCACUCCCUCGUCCGUCGACUCGCUCGCCUUUAGUGAUUCGACCACGUCACACGCAUUUGGUAACAAAGCAUCGAUGGCAACAUCACCCCUCUCACCGCAAUUGGCUCCACCUUCUUUUGAUACCAUUGAUACCGGCUUUGAUCACUGCUCACUGGGUAGUUUUGACCCUGACUCUGAAGAGCACGAGGCGGGCUUGGGCUUAUAUAGCUCCUCCUUGCCCACUUUGGGACACACCGGUCUUGGUAUGGACCUCGAGCCCAGCAGUCUACCUAUCUUGUCGUCUUGGGCGCACCCUUCUUCCAUGGUGUAA
This is a messenger RNA of Malassezia globosa CBS 7966, 1482 nucleotides long. RefSeq lists its product as uncharacterized. The coding region runs from base 1 to 1482 and encodes 493 amino acids. NCBI's taxonomy places the organism in Eukaryota, Fungi, Basidiomycota, Malasseziomycetes, Malasseziales, Malasseziaceae. Gene Ontology annotation, biological process: positive regulation of transcription by RNA polymerase II. The transcript has a single exon. The record is from RefSeq and is a predicted model, not a curated record. Gene Ontology annotation, cellular component: nucleus. Gene Ontology annotation, molecular function: DNA-binding transcription factor activity, RNA polymerase II-specific; sequence-specific DNA binding; zinc ion binding.